Messenger RNA from Schistocerca americana (American grasshopper), 3067 nucleotides. RefSeq names its product ras-related protein Rac1. Gene Ontology annotation, molecular function: protein kinase binding; GTP binding; GTPase activity. Gene Ontology annotation, biological process: establishment or maintenance of cell polarity; regulation of actin cytoskeleton organization; motor neuron axon guidance. NCBI's taxonomy places the organism in Eukaryota, Metazoa, Arthropoda, Insecta, Orthoptera, Acrididae. Gene Ontology annotation, cellular component: cell projection; cytoplasmic vesicle; plasma membrane. The record is from RefSeq and is a predicted model, not a curated record. The transcript has 6 exons. Bases 84 to 662 code for a protein of 192 amino acids.
UCUCCACCAUAUUUCUCCCCGCCCAUGGAUGCUUAUUUCCGUUGAUUCUGUCAAGGAGAGGAGAUACGUGCAGUGCAGUGAAAAUGCAAGCUAUUAAAUGUGUUGUUGUUGGUGAUGGUGCCGUGGGUAAAACAUGUCUUCUCAUCAGUUAUACAACCAAUGCCUUCCCAGGAGAAUAUAUUCCCACUGUGUUUGACAACUAUUCUGCCAAUGUAAUGGUGGAUGGGAAGCCUAUCAAUUUGGGUCUAUGGGAUACAGCAGGACAAGAAGAUUACGAUAGGCUGCGGCCAUUGUCUUAUCCACAAACGGAUGUCUUCCUAAUCUGCUUUUCACUAGUCAAUCCAGCAUCUUUCGAGAACGUUAGAGCGAAGUGGUAUCCAGAAGUAAGACAUCACUGUCCAACCACCCCCAUUAUUCUUGUGGGAACAAAACUGGAUCUUAGGGAAGACAAAGACACAAUUGAAAAACUAAAAGACAAGAAGUUAGCACCAAUUACAUACCCACAGGGACUGGCUAUGGCAAAGGAGAUUGGUGCAGUGAAGUACCUUGAGUGCAGUGCUCUCACUCAGAAGGGACUCAAAACAGUUUUUGAUGAGGCAAUCCGAGCCGUAUUAUGCCCAGUGCUGCAAGUUAAACCGAAAAGGAAGUGUGUGCUUAUAUAAAGAGGAUGAUCAGCUGUAGAAACUGUAAAUGUUACUAUUCUUAACUCUUGGAUGAAAAGAAUGUGAAGGGGUAGAUAUAAGCAACUAACAGUUGCUGGAAAUGUGUAGAUUUGUCAGCUCAAUGCUGAAUUUGUGAAGUGAUGCAUUUUAACAGUGUGAUGCGAACAACUUUGAUGCCUCCCUGAUGGCUGGUGGUGAGAUGUUAUGUGGUUUGGCAGUUCAGAAUGAGAAGUCUUUCUCAUGUCUUUUAUAUGUGAAGCUGUGUUCUUGUUAGCAAGAGUAAGAAAAUUAUAUUUUUAAACACUCUGACAAAUAUAUUGACAACAGUGUCACAAAUAACUGAUUAUAAUAUCAUUCUUAUUUCUCAUUUUGUGACUCGUACAAGAUCUUUAAUUUUUUUUGUUUCCCUGUGUCUCCCUUGCUGCUUUGCCUCCCACACAUUUUAAUACUAUAAAGCAUGUAAGAGUAUGGUUAACCCUGUAAGAUGCUGACACAUAAUUAUACCACCUUCUGUGUUUUAAUAACUAAUACUGUGGAAUUUGGACAGAUAAAUUAACAGAACUGCUCCAUAUUAUGUGUCUGUUUAUUGUUGAUAAGAAUAUCUUUUUAAUUAACUUUCUUUCAAUGCAUCCAGACUUAAAUUCUUUGUUAUGGGAACCCAUGAUAUUCUCAUCAUGCCAUCAACAUUCUUUCAAGAAAGCCAUACUAUAACAAAAAUACACAGUUAACAUCUAUGCACAGAAGUUCAACACUUGACCACAAAUUGAGAUUUUUACUAGUGAUUGAUAAUAGCAAGAAAUGUUGAGAGCUGAAAAUUAGAUUUGACACCUGGAAAAUUGAGAGAUAAUUUUUAAUACUUUGCUGGUAGCAUAUGUUUUUUGUGGGAAACAAAUACCCACGUAUGUGAAUAAACAGACACCAGAGUUAUAUCGUCAAAUCUGUUUUAGAAAAUUUUCUGACCCAUGAUUCGUGUUGUCAGCAUUUGUUGAUAAUAGAGCAAAAUUAAAUGAUGAUUAAAUUCAUAAUUUUCUAAAAAUUUAUUUUUGGGGACAAAAAUAAACCUUUUCAUUAUCAGAAAGUCAUUAUGCACAACCCAUGUUUUGAAGAAUGUAUCAUUUAUUUCUGAGAAAGUUGGUAAAUGGUAAGAAAACUAUUAUUUGGAAAUAAGCCAUAUCGUAGUACAGCUGUGGCAUGCAGCCUCAAAAACGAAAACGCAAGCCAUUCUUGCCCAUAAACAAACAUUAUUGCACAAAAUCUCUCUCCUGAAAAUAUGUUCCCUUUUUUAUAAUAUUUGUAUUAUUUUGAAAUGCACCGUAGGUGGAGUAAGACUGUAGAAAAAAAAAUAUUUUGGUAAAAGUUGUUACAUAUUGUUUCUGUUCUUCUAUAAGUAUUGUACAUAAUUUUUACUAAUUAAAGUAUAGCAGUACUGCUUCAUUGAAAUAUAUUUGUUUGAUUCUAAGAUGAUUGUUGAAUUGUUAUUUUCAAGAUAGAAUGAAAUGUGGAUGGAAUUAUCAGCAUUUUCCUUGUAAAUUCUUGUGACUGACGUGUUUCAUAGGAUGUGUCAGAUGAUUUCACUUGGUUGUUUAACACCCCUGCAAAAGUCUCUGCAUCUGGGUCUUUACAGCUUAAAUUGAUAUAUUAUAUAUAUGUAUAAAAUAAACAGAAUAUUUGGCUGUGUCAGUUGAUAGUUUACCCAGAAAGAAGACUGUAUUUUGCAAAAUGCUUUGAUCCACAGUAAAGUAUGCUGUGGUACUCAUAAGUUACCUGUCAGUAUGAAAAAUUACUUUCCUGAUAAAUAACAUAUGAAAUUUUCACACACAUCCUGAAUCAUAUAAGAGAAAUGUCUUGAUUCUAUAAGUUAUGACCUUCCAUGUUUAAGCUUAUAAGCUUUAGUGAUUGUCAAUUGCUAAAAUUUGUAACUAUGCAUUUGAGUGGUACUGACUGCCUGAAUGUAAUUCCACUUCAUUUAACUAAAUUGUAGGGUUUUGUUGGUUGGAGAUAAUGAACUAGCUUUAUGACUCAUUGCCACUUUUUGAAGUCCUCAGAAGACCAUUUUGUUUAACUUUGUGAUGAUUUCUGAGUAGUUUUGUGUAACGUAACAAAAAUCUAAGUGAAUUUGAAUUUUCUUAACAAGUCUUUCUUAUGAGGACGGAAAUAAAUACAAAAUUAUUAUGUGGCCUGAAAUGAUAUCCAGUAUUUUUUCCAGUUAUUGUUAAUUGUAACCUAUUAAAUCAAGUGAUCCAUUGCUGUACAUAUACAGUCUUAAUAUUUGUUAAGAGUAAUUGAAUGUUAUAAGUUGUAUAUUAAUGAACAUUAACUUGGCAAUACGGGACUCUGUUUUGUCAACACUAUAAAAUUUUUAUUUAAAGAGAGAACAAUAAAACACAUGCUUUGUCUUUGGUUAA